Molecule: messenger RNA, 375 nt
Organism: Aspergillus pseudonomiae
Lineage: Eukaryota; Fungi; Ascomycota; Eurotiomycetes; Eurotiales; Aspergillaceae
Exons: 1
Source: RefSeq, a predicted model, not a curated record
GAACAAAAGCUCUACGACCUCGGCACCUCCGUCGCAGACGUCUCCCGCUCCCUCAGCACCAAAGCCGCCCACCGUCUCGCCGAAGCCGCCGUCGACCCCCGCGAGCUCCUCUGGGGCAUUCUCACCACCCUCUCCCGCAUCCGCGGAUCCCAGUCGUAUCUCUUCCCGGCCCUCGUGGAGCAAAGUCGCGGCAUCAUCAGCUUCGACUGCUCGCUUUCCGUCAGUGACUUCCUGCCGUCGUUUGGUGGCCCGCCGUCCAUCUCGUGGCGCACCGAUGAAUCCGGGUUCAAUCUUCUGGGCAUCUCGGAUAAUCUGCAGGAGCGGGAGGAGGCGGCUGGGGAGAGCAUUGUGGGGGGAACGGAGAUCUCGUUUUGA